This is a messenger RNA of Pseudovirgaria hyperparasitica, 1221 nucleotides long. RefSeq names its product DUF155-domain-containing protein. Gene Ontology annotation, biological process: positive regulation of mitochondrial translation. Lineage: Eukaryota; Fungi; Ascomycota; Dothideomycetes; Acrospermales; Acrospermaceae. The coding region runs from base 1 to 1221 and encodes 406 amino acids. The transcript has 2 exons. The record is from RefSeq and is a predicted model, not a curated record.
AUGGAAUUCUACAUCUAUACUGGCGACUCAGAGCAGUCCAAGGGCAAGCCAAAGGCACGCAAAGUUACGCAAGCCACCUCAUCUCUCCGCAGCCCUGCUGUAGCAGCGGCGAAUCGUCUACGACAUGGCUAUAUAAGCAAGCGAGGAAACACAAGAUACAUUGACCCGGAUGUGGAGACAAAACAGGUGAAUGCGUAUUGUGCUACUGAAAAAUACAACCUCUCCGUCGUUGUGAGGCUACUUCAGAGGGAAGGAUACACUCUCGAUCCCUACCAAACAGGACUCCACAGAGAAGUCGUGCACUUUCGCAUGACAUAUUUCUUGUCGCACGUGCCUGGUGAAAGUGGCAAGGAACCGACUGAUAUUGGUGAUGUUUUCAUCUUUCCCUCCGGUACAGUCGUCACCUGGAACAUCCCUACUCGCGAGGGCCGAUUGUUCGUCGAAUCCAAGCUCUCCUCGGCCAUAGACAAGAGACUCCCGUCCGUACCCAUGGAGACUGAAGAGUUCAAUUAUCUCGAAGACCCCAGCCGCGAAAAUAGCACUAUUGUCGGCGACACCAUACUUCUCGGCACGAAACCACCAGCCCAACCUGCUGACACUCCACUGAGCGCCGACGAGAUUGCCCUCGCAAGCGAAACUGACACCACGCUCGCCAAGAUCGCAUACUCGUCUGGUCUUGCGCGUUCGACUAAGCUUGCCGUGCUGGAGAAUCAGCUUGACACUGCGUUUGACGAUACCCGGCCCAUCAUUGCAAAAUUGUCGGAAGGAACUAAAUUACCUUUCACGCGCAAGUUCAUCAUCGCCAAGAUUGGCGACAUUCUCAAUCUGCGUGCGCAACUGAAUCUAUACUCGGACUUGACAGAUCCUCUCCCCGACUACUUCUGGGAUAGUCGACAUGAUCUAGGACUCGAGCGGUACUAUCAUGACAUUGGACACGCACUGGACAUCAAUGAUCGCAUCGAGCUGCUGAACAAAAAGAUCAACUACACGCAAGAAAUUGCUGGAAUCUUGCGAGAGCAACUGAGCGAGAGACAUGGCAUACGUCUGGAGUGGACGAUAAUCAUCCUGAUUACCAUUGAAGUAUUCUUCGAGCUGUACAGAAUGUACAAGGAAUAUAGGGAGAGUCAUGACCUAAAGAGUACAGAAAACAUGCUGCGAAGAUAUCUGGAGACUGCUGGAGACGGACUGGACGAGUGGGAGAAGAAUGGCAGAAUCAACUGA